This is a messenger RNA of Strongylus vulgaris, 828 nucleotides long. NCBI's taxonomy places the organism in Eukaryota, Metazoa, Nematoda, Chromadorea, Rhabditida, Strongylidae. The record is from the annotation of a GenBank genome assembly.
CCUAAUGAUGACGUGCUCACACAAGCUGAAUUUGUCGACUCUGCGGCAAACAAAUCAAUGGAGCAGUCGAAAAUUGACGACAGAAAUGAUCAAAAUGAAAUGCAGGAUGAAAUCGGUGAUUGCGUUCUACAGCACAACGAUGGGCUCAAAAUGACCGAACCUUUCCUAUCAGACAAUCUGAUUGAUGAAAAGCCAGUUGCCACUCUGGAUGUUAGCGCGGUGGUAGAUAAGCCAUUUUCGUGUACUUCAUCAAAUUGUUCACGUCAUGAAUGUUUUACCAGUGUCGCUGAAAGUGAUGUGAAGGAUGCAUCAUAUGGACCACAUUAUCCAAAAGAGCUGAAGGGCGAAACCGCCAAAGAUGUUACAGCCACUCCUAGCGUUGAGAGGAUGGAGGAAACCCACACAAAAAUGUUUGUAUUAUUGAUUCUUUUCACGGUCUUCAAGGUUUCAGGUUUAACUACCGAUAAGUUUUAUGGAGCAUCAGAUUUACGAAAGGCUGAUGAGGGUCUUGGAUCAAAAUCUCCACGUAUUUGUGAAGUUGGCAAGACGACAAUGCCACUUACAAUGCCGGCGAAGAAGAGAAAGGCCGAUAGUGACUUGGCAGCUGAUGAUGAAGAGACGAGCAUAGUUUUUAAGAAAUCUUCGAAGCAAUUGGGAAAGGCAAAACAAAUGAGGCGGUCGGCUGACAUAGUAUCUACGAGAAACUCGCCAUCUCUGAGUAGCAGUUCCGAUAUGCACGAUACCCAAACGCCUGCCAAUUCUCCAGUUGUUGUGCAUGUGGCCUGCGCAAGAAUUGUUAAACCUAUUGAAGAGAAAAGUCCUUCGUAA